This is a messenger RNA of Seriola dumerili (greater amberjack), 1458 nucleotides long. It is a transcript of the gene pld5, whose product is annotated as inactive phospholipase D5-like. Lineage: Eukaryota; Metazoa; Chordata; Actinopteri; Carangiformes; Carangidae. The record is from RefSeq and is a predicted model, not a curated record. Bases 1 to 1458 code for a protein of 485 amino acids. The transcript has 10 exons. Gene Ontology annotation, molecular function: catalytic activity.
AUGGCGGGACCGACCACACAGGAGCCCGUGAAGACCCAGCAGAAGUGCAUUGCCAUCUUUGCCCUCCUCUGCUGCUUUGCCGUGCUGGUGGCGCUGAUCUUCUCAUCAGUGGACAUUUGGGGGGACGAUGAGGAUGGUAUCACAGAGGAUAACUGCAGCAGAGACUGUGGCAUCGUGCUUGUGGAGAAUAUUCCAGACGACCUCUUCCUCCCCGCGGAUGGCAGAACCCACUUCCCUCUCUCUGCUGGCUUUCACACACUGUUGGACCAGGCAAAGCACUCGGUUGAGGUGGUGUCACCUGUCUGGGACUUAAACUCUUGGGACAUGGAAACAAUGCCAAGCACUGCCAAACAGGGUCAGCUUUUGUUCCAGAGACUGCUCAACCUGAAAUCUCGUGGGGUUAAACUGAAGAUUGCCAGCAGUCUGACUAACUCUGCUGAACUGAAGACCUUGGCAGCACACAAUGCAGAGGUUCAUUUUGUUAAUAUGACAGCUCUUACCAGAGGAGGACUUCAUUCCUCAUUCAUAAUAGUGGAUCGGAAGCACAUUUACAUCGGGAGCGCUGAUAUGGACUGGAGGUCACUCUCCAAGAGGAAAGAACUGGGGGUGGUGGUGUAUAACUGCAGCUGUCUGGCUCUGGACUUCCACCGAGUCUUUUCAUUUUACUGGCAGCUUCAUGAGAGGGACUACAUCCCCUCCAUCUGGUCAAAGAGAGUUACAGCCCUCUAUGGGAAGAAUGACGCACUGGAGCUGCAACUCAACGCUAGCCAUGCCACAGCUUAUGUGUCUACCUCUCCUGAAGUCCUCUGCCCAAAAGAUCGCACCAGAGAUGUAGAAGCCAUUUAUCAAGUCAUCCAGAGUGCAAAGAAAUUCAUCUUUAUAUCUGUGACUGACUACCUCCCUCUGGUGAACAGGAGAUUCAGAGGAACCUCAGUCACAAGGUACUGGUCACCUAUCGAUGAAGUGAUCAGAGAGGCUGUGGUCCUGAGAGGAGUCCGAGUUCGCCUGCUGAUAAGCUUCUGGAAGAAGACCCACCCCCUCACCUUUAACUUUGCCACCUCCCUGAAGUCACUCUGCAUGCAGCUGCACAACUGUUCACUAGAGGUGAGGUUUUUCAGUCACAGAGAGCAAAACGAUGACAUUCAACAUGGACUCAACCACAACAAGUACAUGGUGACUGACAAUGCUCUCUACAUUGGGAACCAUGACUGGGUUGGUAGCGACUUUGCCGUUAAUGCAGGAGUUGGGCUGGUGGUCCAAAUGAAUAAUAGUCUCAAAGACAGGGGAGCGACAAUCCUGGAGCACGUCAAGGCUGCUUUUGAAAGAGACUGGAGGUCGCGUUACGCUAAGAGCCUACAAGGAAGCAAAGAUCAUCAGGGCAAAUACAGAAACCUGCAACAAGUGAAAAUUCACACGGAGACUAAGGAGAACGAAUGGAACAGCCAUUUGUCUUUAUGA